AUGAGUAACACUGUCCCGACUACCAACCUCACAGCGCGACAGCCUAUAGCGAGUUUGCGCUUUAGGAGGCGUUUUUAUCGUCCACGACGUCUCUCACGAUGCGCGGCGCUGCUUUCCUUUCUAGCCACGGACGUACUCGUCCGGACUAUCGGGACAGAAGCAGUCUUCGCAGCAUCGUCCACGCUUCGCAUCACUAUCGCGCCUCGCCGUCAUUUGAGCGACGAUGCGUAUCCGCGAGAAGAAGUCCCUGUGCUCAUCCCGUCGUUUUCCGAUUAUGUUAAGAAAACAGAGGAGCGGCAGGGUGCGCCUGAGAGCCGCCUUGCAUUUCUUGAGGCAUCGGGAGGAAGUCCACCCGAUUCCGAGCGGCCGAACGGCCUCCCAAGUUUGCUUGAGGAGCUUAUGAGUGUUUACUAUCGAAACUGGCAGACCGAAGAGGAUUUACAGACGCAGGCCCUUCUUAUAGGUUCGCUGCCGCAGCUGUCCAUCGAGGACGACCCCGACCCUGACAUUCCGCCAGCGGGAGUUGAAUUGGUUGAAAUGGGACUUGCAUCUGCCGCGACGCUCCGGGUGCAGCAUAAGAAUAUACGGGGAACAGGCAGCAAGGUCUCUGGGAUCAUUAGAAGAGAUAAAGUUAUCGGCUGCGGCGCAUACAACAUCGUCGUGGCAGCCACUAUGGCUCCUUCUUCGACGUGGUCGUCACGCAUUCAGUCUUGGUUCACGUCUUUUCGCAGAACCAUCCGGUGCUUUGCUCCUCAAGCGCCUCGGCUGUCAAGGGGCCCCGAAGAGGAUCGGAUAGCAAGCAUCUCGCCCCGUGCGCUGGCAGCAUCCUCGAGCGCCACAGGUUCACGGCUCGCCACAAGGCCAGAGAGAGUCAUCUUGCGCAUUCGCAUGGGUAGACGCCAAGGUUUUUCGUUGGAACAAGAACAGGCACACGCGAACCUUUUGGUCACGGAACUGCUUAGUCCAGAAACAGAUCUGAUGCGCCUGUUUCCUUCAUCGAUCACAGCCGAGACAUUGAUUGACACAUUCCACUUUGCGGUUCCCAUGUUAGCCGGGCAAUUCAAGGGAUUUCCGAACCUCCUUGCGAGGGUCGGACAUCGUACCUUGCUCAAUUAUGUUGAAAUCAUGCCACUCCUGCCAACUGACCUCUUUCUCGUGAUCAGGCGUUUCUCGCAGAGUUUAAGGACGACCCUUGUAAAACAAGUUGUCGAGUUGGCCGCGCUCCUUCGGGCUCUCGGGCUGGUGCAUAGGGAUAUCAAGCCAGACAAUUUUCUUUUCAACAGGGACGGCGUAAUGUUCCUGGCAGAUCUGGACUCCCUGGAGAAGGAAGGGGCGAACGUCCCAUGUGGUACCUUUGGUGCUAGUGAUUAUGCGGAUCCAAGCAUAUUUCACUGCUUCCUGACUGACAAACAAAGGACAGUGAGAGUUUCCUUCGCUCACGACGCCUGGUCACUUGGAGUGUUACUCUUUGAAAUCCUCUGCAACAACUACCCCUUCCCGCAAAUGAGUUACGACAAUGCCUAUGAAUCAACUACCGGAGCGUUCCUCACGGCACUGGCUCAAAUGCCCAUACCUCAGAAUUCAAGGCCUGUCAUCGACUGGCACCGGUGCAGAGGACGGCCAGUUAACCGAGAGUUGAAAGAGCUCAUUACCGGGCUGCUUGACCUCAAUCCGAGGAAACGGCCAAAUAUUGCCGAUUUUUACAAGUAUUCCAGGCUCAUGAACGAAGGCCGCAGCGAAAUAUUGCGACACAGAGAGUGCGGGUACACGAAUAGUGUCUUUGUGUAA
Molecule: messenger RNA, 1788 nt
Organism: Besnoitia besnoiti
Lineage: Eukaryota; Apicomplexa; Conoidasida; Eucoccidiorida; Sarcocystidae
Product: rhoptry kinase family protein ROP39
Exons: 1
Coding region: 1-1788 (595 amino acids)
Biological process (GO): mitotic DNA damage checkpoint signaling; protein phosphorylation
Cellular component (GO): nucleus
Molecular function (GO): ATP binding; protein serine/threonine kinase activity
Source: RefSeq, a predicted model, not a curated record